This is a messenger RNA of Sabethes cyaneus, 6284 nucleotides long. RefSeq names its product regulator of G-protein signaling loco (gene loco). The transcript has 7 exons. NCBI's taxonomy places the organism in Eukaryota, Metazoa, Arthropoda, Insecta, Diptera, Culicidae. The record is from RefSeq and is a predicted model, not a curated record. Gene Ontology annotation, biological process: signal transduction. Bases 206 to 6073 code for a protein of 1955 amino acids. Gene Ontology annotation, molecular function: GTPase activator activity; protein binding.
UUGUUGAACCGCAGAUAAUGACAGCUUUCUACUUGAUCGAUGUGCUUAAGUGUGAGUGGUAAAUGUACGCGUCCAGCGGAAAGGAAUGCAGAUAUUGGGUAGAGAAACAACAUUGAGCGAAAUAACUGAACGGUCGAAGAUCACCCGCGGCAAGAGCAUAGGAGAUUUUAGAUCACCUUUGAUUGCUGGCAAAGAAAAUUAAAUCAUGCACGGCCAUCGGAGACGAAAGAAGAGACCGAACUAUGGCAUUCGUUCGGUGGAGGUGAAUAGAGGCCUGAACGGGUUUGGAUUUACGAUUUCCGGUCAGCAGCCAUGUAUACUAUCCUGUAUUGUGGCGAAUUCCCCAGCCGACCAGGCUGGAUUACGAGCUGGCGAUUUUCUGAUUUCAGUGAAUGGUAUGAAUGUGUCAAGGUUGCCUCAUGAAGCGGUUGUUCAGCUAAUUGGAAAUACAUACGGAGCGAUUAAAAUGGCCAUUGCAGAGAAUUACUACUCCGAUAGUUCCGAUGAGGAUAUUUUAUUUCAGGGAAGUCAACAAAGAUCGAGACCAAAGUAUCCUCAUCAUAAAACUAAAUGCAACCGUUCGACGGUAAUGGGCAAGCAACCGAAUAGCCUCGGUAAUGUAGCAACCUCAACUCCGGCAGAUUUGGUUGUAACUUGCGAAGAAGCAGCAUCAAUUGUUGUAAACGAUUCACCAACGGCAUACAAUGUAAUCUUGAGUCCAAACGCCAGUAGUAGCUGUGAUAUUUCCAACGUCAGUGCAAUGGUUCGAUUGGUUCAACUUAGCCAGGAUCAAAACGAUGUACACGCGGGUCCAUCGCAAAGUCAGUCAACAGGUCAAGAGAUAGCAUUGGAAUAUAAGGCUGUCGUUGGCUAUCUGGGAACAAUUGAAAUGCCUAAACAAAUUGCCACGAGUUCGAAACUACAAACUGUCCGAAGUUGCAUCCGGAAAAUGCGUCAAGAAAAACGUAAUCCCACGACGGUUCUAAUGACUAUACUUCCAUCCUGUUUGAAUCUGAUCAACACAAGCAAUGCCAUUAUAGCGAAAUACUCUUCAGUUAGGUUGAGUUACGUGAGCAGCAGCAGCGAGAAUGAUAACCGAUAUUUUGGGCUAGUCACGUCGGCUAUUUACGCCGAUGGCUUAAUGUGUGAGAACUCAGAUAUUCUGAACCAACGGAAGGAUGUUGUGAUUUCCAAUAGUUGUCAUGUUUUUGUGAUAGACUCGAAGCUUAUAGAGCAUGCAGCACAUUUCGAAAAAGCAGAAUUAUUAAAAAUAAUCUGCACGAAGGAUCCGAUCACUAAUCUCUGUUUGGAGUUUCCGGGCAGUUCGGAAUAUGUCGUGAACUUGAUUCGAAGUAUGUAUAAUUUGAAAGCUCCAAUCAAACCUGAAUGUCCGACAGCGGGAAAGCCACCAGUAGCUCGUAGUUUAAAUUUGGAUCACGCUGUUCGUGCUUAUCCGAGAGUUCUUAAUGAUCCACGUCUCAACCCGAGAGCAAUGGAAGAUCCUCACGAUAUGCUGGCAUCCAAUUCUCCUCAGCCCAGCAAUCACAGCGAAAUAACGACUACUUCCAGCAAUUCGGAUUCCGGAAUUGGUUUCCACAACGACUGUCGAAACAUUUCGGAUCGCAUUUUGGUGGUAGAUUUUCCCGGAAUACCUAAUCAUCAACAAAUUAGUAAUGUCCGUGCCCAUUUUCGCAAGUCACACCCUUUCGGUUUGUCUGGGCGACCGGUGGGAAUUAUAAAUGGCCUACCUCCGAAGUUGGAUCCGAUUCGUAACAUACGGUCGACAACUCGGCCUGAGGUUGUUCCUCAGAUUUACCAUGGAAAAUCUAAAUCUGCCGAUUAUAGUUAUUCGUUGUCUGCUGGUAUCGACAGAUUGACGGUUCGAGCACGUCCGGAUCCAAAAUCUUUUAUUUCCGAUCGUUCCCCUAGUAAGGAUAAUGCUUUGAACAACAUGAAUGAUCAGUCGUCAGCUAAAUAUGAACGGAUAUAUCCCGAUCAUCCGGGCAACCAAGCAGCCGACAGCAACUGGGCUGUUGGCAAAACGGUGGAUGACCAAGGUAAUGUUGUCCAAGAACGUCCAGUUGAUGUGCCCCAGUUAAAGGAGGUGAUAAAUGAUUUGGAACGAUACAACAGUGAUAACGUAAAGAAUAGUCUGCUAGCUGCUCGUUCGUGUGACGAUAUGAUUCUGUCGCUGGAGAAGGAAAGUUUCGAGCCGAAGGUACAGCUAUCGGUUGAUGAUUUGACGCUGGUGGAAAAGCAGUCUCAGGUAGAAAAGGAACACGUCUUUCUGCAGCCUACAAAACCGAUCAAACGAUCUAAAAAGGUUUGUGCACACAAAAGUAGCGGAAAGCAGAGUUGUACGGGAGCGGACGAUACGUCCGUGGAAUCCUCUUCUAAUCGAUCUUCGCAGCAUGGUGGUGAUAAGCUGAUGUCAUACAAACUAAGUCCAAAAGUGUUCGGACUGGCACGGCCGAUGUCGAUGAGUGUUGAAAAUAUUUCCAGUGCUAUUACCGUUGUAAGUGGGUUUGAUGGCGAGAAAUCACGCAAAGACGAAACAGAAGGUUCCGGCGGUGAACGAAGAAAUAAAUCAGUGAAAAGACUUAGUGGUGGGUUUUCCGCAAUCUGGGGAAGUUUGCAGGAACUGAGAAGCGGUGGAAAGCACGACGACUCCGUAGCGAUCAUGGAACGGAGCACUAAAGGCGCCCGAAAAGGGCAGGAGCGUCAUUCGAGUGGAUUGAAGGUUAUAGAAGGAACGUACAGUGAGCCGGAUCUGCGGUUUGAUGAGGGCAAGCAAAUCAACCACAAUGCAUCACCCUUCCGGCGCUGGGGGCAGUCAUCGUUGCGGUCGCGAUCGGGCGACCAACGCACUCCCGGGUCCGCUCACCGGAGGCCGUCGUCGCUGGCGGCAUCGGAGUCGGACGUCUACACAAAGUCCAUCGACGAUGACUACAGUUCCACGAAGAGUGGCUACAAUCCGUACGCGGACGCAGCCAGUACAGUGACGACGGAUUCAACGCAAACCAGCGCGGGUGGAACGGGUGGAUCUACGACCGGUCCAGCCGGAGUAGCGUCAUGGGGUACUACUUUCGAGAAGUUGCUAGAGGAUGCGGCAGGACUGCAUACUUUUUCGGAAUUUCUCAAAAAAGAAUUUUCGGCGGAAAACAUCUACUUCUGGACGGCUUGCGAGCGGUAUCGGCAGUUAGCGGAUCGUGACGAGCGGGCUAAGGAAGCACAGGCUAUUUUUGCCAAACAUUUGGAGUCCGGUUGCAGCGAACCGGUCAACGUAGAUUCGAUUGCAAGAAACAUUGCUCAGGAAAAUCUACCGCAAGCGGAGCAAACACUAUUUGCUGCGGCCCAGAAGCAAAUUUUCAAUCUGAUGAAGUUCGAUAGCUACCAGCGGUUUAUCAAAUCGGACAUGUACCGAACGUGCCAGGACGCGGAAGCCAAAGGGCACCCGUUGCCCUAUCCGGGCGAACAGCUCGAUCCGCUGCUGAGAACUAGCUUCGUGGUACAGGCAACGAGCAAGCUGAAGAAAUCGUUAAGUAAUGCGGAGGACCGGAGGCGGAAGUCACUGCUUCCGUGGCACCGCAAGACGCGGUGCAAAUCCAAGGAUCGUGGUGAUUCGGAGCUGAAGAAGGAGAGCGGAAAGUCGUCACUUUCGAACGGGGGAGGGACCGGCGGUAGUAGUAAUACGCUAAAAGUGCUUUCAACAAAUUCGGCUAGUGAUAUCCAUAGUUCCAGAAGUUCCUUAGCGAGUUUCGACGCCGCAAUCGGUAAGUCCUAUGAUCUGGACGAUAACCGCAAUACUCUCUGCCGGGUGAUACUGUCUAACGGAGCAACGACAGUGGUUCAGACUCGUUCGAACGAAACUAUCAAGGAACUGGUUGAGCGAUUGCUCGAGAAACGAGGCAUUGUGUACAAUGCGUACGAAGCGUUUCUUGCAGGAAACCACAAGCCGCUCGAUUUGGACGGCCCAUCGUCUAGUCUCGCUGGAAAGGAGGUGAAUAUUGAUCAGCGAGUAGUUUUUAAGCUAAGUUUACCCAAUAGGAAAAUGAUUUCGGUUAAAAGCAAAGCAACGAAACCACUCGGCGAUGUCUUGAGGCCAAUUUUAUUAAAAUACAACUACGAGUUGGAUCAAAUGAAUGUGUACUCGAAGGAUGCAUAUCUCGACAUGUCAUAUCCGGUAACCAGUGUUGAUGGGUUGUGGUUACAAGUUCGCAAUGGAAAUGAGAAUGAAUUUCAUCAGGACCUUACGCGAACGAUCGCUUCCCGUUCUGAACGGUCGCAAUCUAAUCAGGCGCCAUCACUUCCGAUAAUAGCUACGUCUCAGCAUCAGCAGAUUAUCAAUCAUUUUCAGCAGCAAUUGCAUUACCAGCAGGCUCAGUCACAACCGCAAAGCUUUGUAAUGCCUGCUCCUGUGAAUAAUAUUGCGAAAAAACAAACUCCAACAGCAUAUAACGCACAAGCUCACAAUUACAGCAAUAGUAUAAAUAAUAACAAUAACAACAACCAGCUGAUGAAGAGCAAAGAGGAACUGAAGGACGAUAACAAGCAAGAACUGAACAUGUUGGAUGAGAUUACGAACAAGGUGUUCAACGAACUGAUGAAUGGAAAGAUCGCUAACGGUAAAAUACCAGAGGAUUGCACUUCCGAUAGUUCUUCCACUCGACGGGAUCGCUUUCGUCGGCGAGGAUCCAACGCACCGUCAGAAAGUGGCCGAGGAGCAAAAAGUAAAAAAUGCUCUACCGGUGGUUCGGAAGAUGGCGGGGACAGUGUGAACAAUGGUGCUGGAAGCAAGAAGCCAAUUAUUGCAAAGCUAAAGGCAGGUGUUAAACUGCAGAUUCCGACACGAUCGCAGAAUGACGAACUUUUGGAAGGACUGAAGCGUGCUCAGCGAUCACGACUGGAAGACCAGCGAGGUACCGAAAUCAACUUCGAAUUACCGGAUUUUCUGAAGGAUAAGGAAAAUUUUACUAGCGGAGGUAGUGGUAAUUGUGCCUCCGGCACCGCAACAUCUGCUGGAGGUGCUCUAUCGUCGAAGUUUGUUCGUAAAUUGGGAAAACGAUCCGAUUAUAUGACCAGUUCUUCGCUAGAAUUUCCACUCAGCACAAGCACAACAGGUGGUUCGCUGCAGCAGAUUAAUAAGCCACUUCCUGCGCCACGAUUGUCAAUUGCAAGCUCCAGGAGCCUGGCGACUGCUGGUGGUUGCGGUGGCAGCCCCACUUCACCCUGCGGACCCGUCCAUUCUGCAUCCAGUGAAAGCAAUCUAAACAAUCUCUCGAUCAGAUGCAACCCGUCACCGUUGACGCUGGACGACAACGGGAAUGGAUCCCAAUCGGAAAACAGCUACGCAGAUAAUGCACUGGUUUUUACGCAAGGCGCAGCUUCACCCAAUCUAUCACCGUCGUCGCACACGAUCCACCAGGCAACUAACUUUCAUCUGCCGUCUCUGUCCAACCAUGGCGAGUUGGGGCACGAUUCGACGGUCAUCUCAGGAACGCAUUCGGGCAAAGAUUGCUGCAACGAUGGCAGCAGCCAUCAUCGCCAUCACCAUCAUCACCACCAUCACCCGGCGGCAACGCACGGCGGCUCGAGUGGUCACCACCAUCACCAUCACUAUCAUCAUCACCAUCAUAAUUUCUCGGCAAGCACCACCAGCGAGAGUGGCAGCAGUAGCAGUGGCAGCAGUUCCAGUGGAAGUAGCAGUAGCAGCAGCAGCGACGGAGACCAUCAGAAAGGUCCGCCGCCGUUGCCGCCAAAGCCGAAGAUUCUUCCCAUCAAGCCGUCCAAUUGGGGCCACACGACGGCUUCGUCCCUAGGUAGCAGUAGUAGUGGCAGUAAUCAUAUUAGCACCAGCCUCUGCAAUCUUCCCUCCGCCGCAUCCAGCGGAAACAGUGGAGGACAUGGUGGUAGUCAAAAGGGUGUUAGUGGCAGCACUAAUAAUCACAACAGUAAUAAGGAGAGACGAUUGUCUGGGCAGCCCCAGCAGCAGGAGCAGCACACCCAGAAGCAGUCGCAGCAGCAGACGUCGAGAAGUGUAUAUUUGGAUCACGCUAGUAGCAGCUUUGUGUAACAUUUUCAAAACCUUAGAGCAAUUUUAGACUGUAAGUUGAAAACUUUCGUAGGUUUUUUAUCCCGCGCAUCGCUUGUAAAGCGGCUUUUCACUUGUGUGUGAAUAAUUUCUUCGUGACUUGGUUUUAUUUAUUUCGCUGUCGACUGUGUAAUGUAUUAUAUUCCACUUCUGGUAAUUACAGUAAUGUAAAAAAGAGAGUUAUAUUCACAAU